Messenger RNA from Austrofundulus limnaeus, 575 nucleotides. Its product is annotated as myelin-associated glycoprotein-like. Lineage: Eukaryota; Metazoa; Chordata; Actinopteri; Cyprinodontiformes; Rivulidae. The coding region runs from base 92 to 532 and encodes 146 amino acids. The record is from RefSeq and is a predicted model, not a curated record. The transcript has 2 exons.
UCUUCAAAAGUGGAACAGAAACUUGACGAAUCACRCGUCAUGGCACAUAAAUAGCUGCAACACAUCCAGCAUUUCUGUGCGACUUUUUUUCAUGYGCAGGCCGGACCCUGAAGAGAAGAUGGGCGCUUCAGGCUGGGCUGUCUUUUUUACAUGCAUUUUGUGUAAAGUUGUUAACAGUGAGUCUUCCUUGUGGAAAUCUACGAUGCCAUCCUCAGUUAAAGGUCUGAGUGGGUCCUGCGUGGUGAUCCCGUGCUCUUUUUCGUACCCGAAUCCACCGAAGACGCCCACUGAGUUCAAAGGAAUGUGGUUCGUUGAGACAGUCACCAUCUUUCACCCACAACAAUCUGAGAUACAGCAGAACUACCGGACUCGGACGAAGCUGCUGGGAGACGUUAAGAAUAAAAAUUGCACUCUGAUGAUUGAUCCUCUUCAGUCGAAYGACACGGGGCCUUUCAGGUUCAGGAUUGAAAUAAAGGGCUUCGACAAUUAUUCCUACAAUGAAAGAGUCUCCAUUUCAGUGCGGAGUAAGUAAAUCUACAUCCAAAUAACAUCUUUGAAACUACAAAAUAACUCCA